AUGAAUAAGGGUUGGGAUGUUGAUGAAGAUUAAUCUUUGGAUCAUUUUCUAUCUCUUACUGAGAAUUUAGUUAUUAAGAAUUAGAGUGUUGAAAUACCUAGUAUUUAAACAAAGAUUUCCCCAAAAUCUAAAAUGCGAUUUAGAACAUCCUCCAUGCCAAAAGUUGACGAUUUCAUUGAACCAAAGAAAGAAAUUAUAUAACAAAUUCAAGAUAUUUAAAUAAAACAAUAGCCAAUAAAAACAUAACAAAGACAGCAAAUAAAAUAAUAAAGACCUAUGGAUUCUCGAAUAUCAAUAAGAUCAACAUUAUUUUAGAAUCCAAUAGAACCACCAAUCAAAUAGGGAAGAACUUUAUAACCAAAAUUUUUCAAUCCUUUAUUAAGAGAGUAAUAACAUAAACUAGGUCUAUCUCGAAAACUUAAAAGUAUGAACAACAUCUUUAAUGAUGAACGUAUAACUUAUAAACGUGAUUUCAGUUAUUUAAAACAAUAGAGAUCCAAUAUAGUAUAUGUAGCUCUCUCGAAAUGA
This is a messenger RNA of Paramecium sonneborni, 528 nucleotides long. The record is from the annotation of a GenBank genome assembly. NCBI's taxonomy places the organism in Eukaryota, Ciliophora, Oligohymenophorea, Peniculida, Parameciidae.